AUGAAAAUGAAUGCCGUACCAAGCCAGGUAUCUGUGAAAAUGGUCGCUGUGUGAACAUUAUUGGAAGCUACAGGUGUGAAUGUAAUGAAGGAUUCCAGUCAAGCCCAUCAGGCACUGAGUGCCUUGAUAACCGCCAAGGAUUCUGCUUUGCUGAAGUUUUACAGACAAUGUGCCAGAUGGCUUCCAGUAGCCGUAACCUUGUCACCAAGUCAGAGUGCUGCUGUGAUGGAGGGCGAGGCUGGGGUAACCAGUGUGAGCUUUGUCCACUGCCAGGAACCACCCAAUAUAAGAAACUCUGUCCACAUGGACCAGGAUAUACAACAGAUGGAAGAGAUAUUGAUGAAUGUAAGGUCAUGCCAAAUCUGUGUAGAAAUGGCCAGUGCAUCAACACAAUGGGUUCCUUCAGAUGCUUUUGUAAAGUUGGCUACACCACUGAAAUAAGUGGGACAUCCUGUGUGGAUCUUGAUGAAUGCUCCCAGUCUCCAAAACCAUGCAACUUUAUCUGCAAGAACUCAGAAGGAAGCUACCAGUGUUCAUGUCCCCGUGGCUACAUCCUGCAAGAGGAUGGAAAGACAUGUAAAGAUCUCGAUGAAUGUCAAACCAAACAACACAACUGCCAAUUCCUCUGUGUCAACACUCUUGGGGGCUUCACAUGUAAAUGUCCACCAGGCUUCACUCAACAUCAUACUGCUUGUAUUGAUAACAAUGAGUGUGGUUCACAGCCAUCACUUUGUGGAUCAAAAGGAAUCUGUCAAAACACUCCUGGAAGUUUCAGCUGUGAGUGUCAGAGAGGCUUCUCUCUGGAUUCUACUGGAUUAAACUGUGAAGAUGUGAAUGAAUGUGAUGGAAACCAUAGGUGCCAACAUGGCUGCCAGAACAUCCUGGGUGGCUACAGAUGUGGGUGCCCACAAGGGUACAUUCAACAUUAUCAGUGGAAUCAGUGUGUUGAUGAAAAUGAAUGUACCAACCCUAAUGCUUGUGGCACUGCUUCCUGCUACAACACACUUGGAAGUUACAAGUGCGCUUGUCCAUCUGGAUUUUCUUAUGACCAGUUCUCUAGUGCGUGCCAUGAUGUGAAUGAGUGUUCCUCCACUAAAAACCCCUGCAAUUACGGCUGUUCCAACACAGAAGGUGGUUAUCUCUGUGGCUGCCCUCCUGGAUACUACAGAGUUGGACAAGGCCAUUGUGUCUCAGGAAUGGGAUUUAACAAAGGCCAGUACCUCCCUCUGGGUGGAGAUGUAGAUGAAGAAAAUGCUUUGUCCCCUGAAGCAUGUUAUGAAUGCAAAAUCAAUGGCUACGCCAAUAAAAACAGCAGGAAAAAAAGAAGUGUGAAUGAAACUGAGCAAGCAGAGAUUGAGCAGAUUAGCUUGGAAAGCUUAGACAUUGACUCUCCUUUGAAGAUGAGGCUGAACUUCUCUGGACUUGGUAACAAAGAACACAUUCUAGAAUUCAUGCCAGCCAUACAGCCCCUUACGAACCAUGUCCGCUAUGUCAUCUCCCACGGCAAUGACUAUGGCAUCUUUCAAAUCCAUCAGAGGGAUGGACUUAGUUAUCUGCACACAGCUAAGAAAAAGUCAGUGCCUGGCACUUACACACUGGAAAUCACUAGCAUUCCUCUAUACAAGAAGAAGGAGCUAAAGAAACUGGAAGAUAGUAAUGUGGACAACUACCUCCUAGGAGAGCUUGGAGAAGUGCUCAGAAUGAGAUUGUGGAUUGAACUCUAUUAGCCACCUCUUCUAGACUUAAUCCAGUUCUUGAAUCACUUCUGUUCAUCUAUUUAUCCACCUGAGCAUGUCUACUUUUCAAAAGCUUUAAGGAGUCAAUGACUUAGAAGAAGAAAAAAAAAAAGACUUAUCUUUCCAUCCUGCCAAGACUGCAGAAUGACCCUGGCAGGAGGAAUGACUGACUCUGCCAUGGUCAAAAGUUUGAUUACAAGGGCAACCAUGGUUACUGUAUCCUUUAUAUAACCUCAAUUUAAAGUAUAUUAAAACUAAAGUUCAAGAGGUCAACACAUGGCACUAAAUGGCACAAAAAUGUGAACAAUUUUUUCCUGUUAGCAGUCUGUAACACUUUGGGUAUUUUGCUAUAGGUGCUAAUUAAAAAAAUAUAGAUGUUUAUUUAUUUUAAUGCAGUAAUAUAUGGAGAAAUUACAAACUAUGUAAACAAAAGGGAAACAUUUGUUUUUCUUUAGAUAUAUAAAUUUGAGCUAUUUUAGAGGUAUUCUUAAAAAAAAAUCCAGUAGAUUUGAAAAAGGUUUCCUUUUGUAUGCCAGUUGUCCAAAUACUUUUUAAAAAACAUUUGCAUGCUAUUACCAGCUCUGAUACCAUCCUCUAAAAGACAUUGAAAAGUACGCUUCAAAAACAUUGAGUAUUCAAAAAAAGUUUUAAAUGACUAGAAUUACAAUAUUAGGCUCUGUAAAGAUGAUCAUAUUUCACUGCCGGUCACUAGGACUAUAUUCUGUAUCAGCCACCUGAAAUAAUGGAAGCUGAGGCACAACCACUGUAGCAAAAUACCUUGACUGCUUGUGAUACCAUUACCAUUGCAGGCCAACCUGUACUGUAUUUCCUUCCGAUAACCUCAAGGUACCACAUGUGCUACCACAACACCUCAUUCUCACAAAAGGUGCUCUACAUACUUGCAUUACUGUAGGCAGCUGAAGAAAAAAAAAGUCUUUCCUUUGAAGGGAACACCUGAUGUUUCACUCUGUUUGGUGCUGGCUUGGAUUAAUGGUGCAUUUACUAGGAUUGAGCUGUUUCAGGACUGCCAUAUGUGCAAACUAAUUACGCAGUGCAGACCAGGAAAAUAUAUUUGAAAUCAUGUUUUUAGAACUUUCAUUAAUACUGUAGUUAUACACCAUAUGCCUCAUUUUAUCCUAGCCUAUUUUGUAAGAAAGAUGUUUGUACAUGACAUUUAGUUUUCUUUAGCAAUUUUUUUUUAAUGUUGUACCAUUCUGUGUUACAUGUAUGUCGCCAUGGUGCUUUUUUUUUUUUGUGACAGCUGGUGCCUGUAACUCGUCAU
Terrapene triunguis (Three-toed box turtle) is the source of this 3018-nucleotide messenger RNA. Its product is annotated as fibrillin-2-like. The annotation marks the transcript as partial. The record is from RefSeq and is a predicted model, not a curated record. Gene Ontology annotation, molecular function: calcium ion binding. Lineage: Eukaryota; Metazoa; Chordata; Testudines; Emydidae. The transcript has 10 exons.